Molecule: messenger RNA, 1805 nt
Organism: Cariama cristata (Red-legged seriema)
Lineage: Eukaryota; Metazoa; Chordata; Aves; Cariamiformes; Cariamidae
Gene: AKAP8
Product: A kinase (PRKA) anchor protein 8
Exons: 13
Cellular component (GO): nuclear matrix; nucleus
Molecular function (GO): DNA binding; protein kinase A regulatory subunit binding
Source: RefSeq, a predicted model, not a curated record
GUGUUUUCCCCCCUCCCCGGUAUAACGGCAACGGGCAAGAACGCGUCAACCAACGUAAGGAAGCAGGUUAUGGCACCUGGAAUACUGGGGCCGCCAACACUCAAGGUACAUACGCGACGAACGCGACGAGUUGGCAAGGCUAUGAAGGCUACGAUUAUUACAACACCCAAACCACCGCCGCUAACACAGCGGCCACGUACAACUACGCCGCAGCAACUUCCAGCAGCUGGGAAACACCCAAAACUUCGGAUAUGAGUAUGAACGCCGAUGUCAACGCCGCCAUGCCCGUCGCCUCGUACGGCGCCGAGACUUCGGCGAACGAGAACUCGGAUUCCAUCAUCGCCAAAAUCAACCAGCGUUUGGAUAUGCUGUCGAAGGAAGGCAGCGGCGGGACAGGGGAGGGGAUGGAAGACCAGGAGAGCUCUUUCAGAUUUGAGUCUUUCGAAUCCUACGACUCGAGAUCUUCGAUGAAUGACCGUGACAUGUACCGAUCCGGCUACGAUUACGGAGAAGUCGGAACCGAUCGAAACGAUUCCUUUGGGAGCCAGUUUGACAACCGCAGGGAUCAAUCUCGUAACCGAGGAAACAGCUACGGCCUCAUUCGAGGCCGGGGUCAAAACCGCGUUCAAAAUCGAGGGCGUUUAAACGCUUUUAACCGCACCGAUCACUUCAUGCCCUCCUCCAGCUCCGAGCGCCUCUCGGCUCGUUGGAACGAGUUGAACUACAUGGGUGGGCGUGGGAUGGGGGGUGCCGGAUCCAACAGGCUCCCUUCCCUAUUUUCCCAAGCCCUUGUUCCCGACUACGGCGAUUACGGCGACUACGGCGAUUACGGCGACUAUGGGGAUUACGGUGAUUAUGGCGAUUACGGAGAUUACGGUGACUACGGAGACUAUGACUAUGGCAUGAUGGGGAUGUCGGGCAUGGGAAUGGGACGGUAUGGGAAUAUGCCGUAUGGAAUGGGGAGGCAACGAAACAGAGACAGGAUGGGUACGGUGCCCUGGCACAUGAACACGCUCACGCCCAAGAGAAGAGGUUUCCGAAACCGUUCCGGAGGGCGAUCGGACAGCGAAGGAGGAGGACGCAAGCGAAAACAGUCGCAAAGCGGAGAUGAGCCGGACAGCAAACAGGCAAAGACCGACAGUGAAGGAGACGACACCGAGAACGAUGAGGGCGAAGGAGAGGAAAAAUCAGGAGACGAAGCUGACAAAGGUGAGAACGGGAAUUGGGGUGAUUUGGCGGAGGAAGCAUCUGGAGAUGGUUGUGAAGAUGACGAUGAGGAGGUGAAAAAGAAAAGGGAGAAGCAGCGGAGAAGAGAUCGGAUGCGUGAUCGUGCUAUGGACAGAAUCCAGUUUGCCUGUUCUGUCUGCAAGUUCCGCAGUUUCGAAGAAGAAGAGAUCCAGAAACACCUCCAGAGCAAAUUUCACAAAGAGACCUUGCGAUACAUCGGCACCAAACUCCCGGAUAAAACGGUCGAGUUUCUGCAGGAGUACAUCAUCAACAGGAAUAAGAAAAUCGAAAAACGACGUCAGGAGCUGACGGAGAAAGAGGGCACAAAACAGAAGCCGGAUCCUUUUAAGGGUAUCGGCCAGGAACAUUUCUUCAAGAAGAUCGAGGCGGCUCACUGCAUGGCGUGCGACAUGUUAAUUCCUGCGCAAAACCAUCUUCUCCAGAGGCACCUGCGAUCCGCCGAUCACAACCGAAACCGCAGGAUGGCCGCAGAACAGUUCAAGAAAACCAGCUUACACGUCGCCAAGAGCGUCCUGAAUAACAAACACAUCGUAAAGAUGCUGGAAAAAUACCUCAAG